CGCGGCGGCGCGGCGGCAGCAGCAUCGGUGCAAGCGGGCAGGGGCAGCGCUGCGCCGAGCCUGCCGAGUCGAAGUCCCGGGCUGGCGCGGCAGCGCGGGGCGCGGGGACGGCGCUGCCGGGCCGCGGGCCGGGCGGGUGGGCGGAGAACGCAGAGGGGCGAGGCCCGGCUGCAGGGUCUGCUCGGCCCAGGAGGAGCCCGCGUCCAGCUCAGCCUUGCAGCCCCGCGCCCUGAGCAUCUUCCCGGAGGAACGGAGACAAAGGAGGAUUCAUGUCCAAAGGGCUCCCGGAGACCAGGACGGACGCAGCCAUGUCAGAGCUGGUGCCUGAGCCCAGGCCUAAGCCGGCAGUGCCCAUGAAGCCCGUCAGCAUCAACCCCAACCUGCUGGGCUACAUUGGCAUCGACACCAUCAUCGAGCAGAUGCGCAAGAAGACCAUGAAGACUGGUUUCGACUUCAACAUCAUGGUCGUUGGUCAGAGUGGACUGGGCAAGUCAACACUAGUCAACACCCUCUUCAAAUCCCAAGUGAGCCGCAAGGCCUCCAGCUGGAACCGGGAAGAGAAGAUUCCCAAGACAGUGGAGAUCAAAGCUAUCGGGCACGUGAUAGAGGAAGGCGGUGUCAAAAUGAAGCUGACUGUCAUCGACACGCCAGGCUUUGGAGACCAGAUCAACAAUGAAAACUGCUGGGAGCCCAUUGAGAAAUACAUCAAUGAACAAUAUGAGAAAUUCCUGAAGGAGGAGGUGAACAUAGCCAGGAAGAAACGCAUCCCUGACACUCGUGUCCACUGCUGCCUCUAUUUCAUCUCCCCGACGGGACACUCCUUGCGACCUCUCGAUCUGGAGUUCAUGAAACACCUCAGCAAAGUUGUGAACAUCAUCCCUGUCAUUGCUAAGGCUGACACCAUGACCCUGGAGGAGAAGUCUGAAUUCAAGCAAAGGGUUCGAAAGGAGCUUGAAGUAAAUGGCAUUGAAUUCUACCCCCAGAAGGAAUUUGAUGAGGAUUUGGAGGACAAGACAGAGAAUGACAAAAUCCGGCAGGAGAGCAUGCCUUUCGCUGUGGUUGGAAGUGACAAGGAGUACCAAGUGAAUGGCAAGCGGGUCCUCGGCAGAAAAACUCCCUGGGGGAUCAUUGAAGUGGAAAACCUCAACCACUGUGAGUUUGCCCUGCUUCGAGACUUUGUCAUCAGGACCCACCUCCAGGACCUCAAGGAAGUGACACACAACAUCCACUAUGAGACCUACAGGGCCAAGCGGCUCAAUGACAAUGGAGGCCUCCCCCCGGUGAGCGUGGACACAGAGGAAAGCCACGACAGUAACCCAUGACGACCCUUUCUCUGUAUCAUCACACAUACCCACUUCUCCAUGCACACACAUCCCCAAACCACCACCAACCACCUUCUUCCUUUCUCUCCUGUCCCACAGGCCUAUCUGGUAAUUGUGGAGCAUCUUGUCUACAGUGUGUGUGUGUGUGUGUGUGUGUGAGAGAGAGAGUGUGUGUGUGAGAUUGUGUGUGUGUAUGUGUGUGCGCCUGUGCAGGGGUGAGGUAUUUUGACUGCCCUCCCUGGAAAGUCCCUUGUAAGUUUGGUUCCUCCAUGGCUGUCCAUUAUCUGUCUCCUUUCCUUGUGUCCCAGAACAAAGCCGUGUGCCUCGCUCAAGUUCUGGGGGAGGUUUUAUUUAAAAAUGAUGGGAGCAGGUGAGCCACAGGUAAUGCUUUCUUACCUCUGAAACCCACCUGCAAACAGGGACUGCAGAGAUUCUCCAAGGACAGUCUGUGGAGCUAGACCUGGGAGGGGACGGGGAGUUGAUGACUUAACCCUCUCUGUAAGUCCGGGUUGGUCUGGGGUAAGGCUAGGACUAUUUGGGAGAAGAAAGGUCAGGGGAGAGCAGAGAAGUAGCCCAGAGCUGGGCUCCUGCAGAAAGAAGUAGUACCUAGAAGUGGAGGAGAGAGCUCCACCCUUUGGUCCGUGUCGCGUUCACUGUCCGAAAGCUACUACCUGUCACCACCAAAGACUGCUUGCUUUCCGCAGUCCCCUUGCCUCGCUCCCCUCGGCUUCCACUUCCUCUCUUUUCCCCCUUUCCCUCCUUCCUUCAUUCUACCCCCUCUGACUUUUCACUUCUUUUUACCCUAAUCCCCUUUAGCUUCAUUUCUAUAUUUAGGAUUGAUGCCCAGUCUACUUCCCAAAACGACUUUAGGCCACUUAAAAUAAAAUCAUCGCUUAAAUCACAGGACAGUACAAACUGAGAUUUCAAGAGAAAUUGGAUUUAUAGAGAGGCAUGGGAAAGAAAGUUUCUGCGGUCGAGCUCUGAAAAUGGCCCCGAGCUUGUGGGCAGCCCAGCAAAGGAGGAGAUACAGCGAGUUAUGCGGUGCCCACGGGUUAAAGAAGCACAUGUCCUGGUCAAGUGAGACAACCUGUUCUAGGCAUUAAGUUCUAGAAGAACUGAGCCUAAAGUAUCAAGAACAAUAUACAGUAUUUGUCUUUCUUGGUAGUUUGGCAAUUUUAAACCACACCUCCCUUCUCUCCAUCAGGAUUCUUCCUCCUUAAAGCUGGCUUCUGUUUCUCUCUUCUUCUUGUGUAUACUUGACCCCCCGCCCUUUACUUCUCUUCUAUUCUCUCUCUGUCUCACUGUCUCUCUCAUGUUGAAGCUAAUUGCAUUUUUGUCUGUCUUUCUCUACUUUUCCCCAGUUCCUCUUCCUGACCCCUGUAGACAUUCCCAGUGAUAGCCACAAUCAUACAUGUAGCCUUUUCUUGCCUUUCCCUUCAGCCCUGUAUUUAUUAAUGCAUGUAUUUCCCCUGUUGUUUUACAAACAAGUUACUCUUUCUCCUAUAGUCUGUAAGGUGGCUGAAAUUUGGGGCUGGGGAAACAGUUUAGCCUUAGGCAAGGGAAAACAAGUGAUACAGUUUACAGUAACCUCUUACAACCUCCUGUUCCAUCUCCUGGUCUAACCCUAGGUGUUUUACUGGUCCCCUGCAGAUCCCAGCGUUGAUAGUCCCUUAUCACUCAGGUGCUAGGAGAACACAUAGACUUAAGACCAAGACUCAGUGGACCAGGAGAAAGAGGCAGGUGAUCUGUUGCCAGUGGCCCAAAACUCAUGGUCACAGUCUUUCCUGGAAGCACCUUACCAGUCCAACCCACAUCUUCCCUCACCCACAAAGUUAUUCGAGGCAGGAUAGAAGAGCGGCAGGGUUAGAGCCCAGAGGUUGCUACAUUUCAACAGAAGAGGGAUCCCUAGCUUAUAUGGAGACGUGGGACUAGACACCUCGGCCUAGCGGGGAAGGUCUAGGGGUGGGGGGGGGUAUUGGAGAGGCUGAGUAGGAGACUGAUGCUUGGCGCCCCUAAAUCAUGAUCUCAGCCUCCCUGGAGAAGCUGUUUUAUAUGUCUGCUGCCAGCUGCUGGUCUCCACACCCUCAACCGUUCUCAACCCCCCCGCAGGGAGAAGGCCUCCUGGGCAUUGUCCUUCCACCUGUGCCAGCCACCCCCUGUCCCACUGCAGAAUGAAGGCCAUUUCAAGCACCGCUCCUCCCUCCAUUCCUCUCAGCUGUUAUUGCUGCAGGGCCACGCCCUUUUUAGUGCUGUGUGUGUCCAGCCAACACCACGGCCCCUCUCAGCCCUCAGCCGGUGGGAGGGGCCGGCUGCCCCUUUAGGACAGUUGCUUCUUCCAUUCAUCCAAACCACCCCUCUCCUCCCAGUGGAAUGGAGUUCUCGCCAGCACUGCCCUCCUCCAUCAUCUGUGUCAGCUGGUCCUAGCCCAUCUGUAGGGUGAAAGAGCUCACCAAGAGCUCCUUCUGCCCUUGCAAACCCAUACUGGCUACUUGUAACCAUCUCCAAGGGAAAUGGCAUUGUUCCCUGUCCAUUCAUCUGCAUGAGCUACUCUUGGCUUCCUCAGAGGGUCAAGAAAGCAACUUUUCUCCUUGUCGGAUUUGUUGACGUCAGCUGUGUGAGCCCCAAGGUGGGACGAGGGUGCCUCCUUCAUUGCUCAAAGCUUAUUUAUAAGGGUGGGUCACUACAGA
Molecule: messenger RNA, 4009 nt
Organism: Aethalodelphis obliquidens (Pacific white-sided dolphin)
Lineage: Eukaryota; Metazoa; Chordata; Mammalia; Artiodactyla; Delphinidae
Gene: SEPTIN3
Product: septin 3
Exons: 10
Coding region: 270-1322 (350 amino acids)
Molecular function (GO): GTP binding
Source: RefSeq, a predicted model, not a curated record